Triticum aestivum (bread wheat) is the source of this 2167-nucleotide messenger RNA. RefSeq names its product putative disease resistance protein RGA3. The coding region runs from base 953 to 1798 and encodes 281 amino acids. NCBI's taxonomy places the organism in Eukaryota, Viridiplantae, Streptophyta, Magnoliopsida, Poales, Poaceae. The transcript has 2 exons. The record is from RefSeq and is a predicted model, not a curated record.
AUCAGGUUGGGCAGAUAUGAAAAAAUUGCCAAGAUUAUUUGGGAGUCUGAAGAAUCUGCUCCAUCUUGACCUAUCAUAUUGUUAUAUGGUUGAUGGUGUACAUGAAGCUUUGGUCGGUCUUGCCAGUCUGCAAUAUUUGAAUUUAGAAAAAACACAUGUCAGUUCCCUGCCAGAUGAUCUUACCAAGCUCCGGUAUUUAAAUUUGUCUGGACUAAGAAAUCUAUCUCCGGUAGACUCCUUGGAUGAUCCUCUCUCUGCAGAAACCUGGGACAGUCUAAUCAACAAUAUAUGCAGAAUUGAUCUUUCAGAGCUAGAGCAUUUGGACUUGUCUGUAAAUCAUAAUAUGAAAAGAAUACCUGAAAGUAUUUGUAGCCUGACAAAACUGCACACAUUGGACCUCUCGGGAUGCACAGAUUUGGAGAAAAUACCUGAAAGUAUAUGCACAGUUGGUAGCUUGAAGUUUCUUUAUUUAGAGAAUUGUUACAGUCUUGAUGAAAUACCUCAACUCAGUAGCAGUGCAAUGUCGUUACCACACUUUGUGGUGCGUGCUGGUAGUGAUGGAUCUAGCAGUAAUCUAGUCCUGCUUAAGCCCACAGAUCCUUCUGAGCUGGAGAUAACUAAGCUUGAAAAUGUGAAGUCCGCAGGAGAGGCACAUAGUAUAAAAUUAAUGGAAAAGCAAAGCAUUCGGAAGUUGAAACUGGAGUGGACUCGUGGUGUUGACAGAUUUGUGGAUGACAAAAUAUUGCUGGAAAAACUAGUGCCUCCAAGCACAUUGAGUAAAUUGGAGAUAUGUGGUUAUAAUAGUGUCAUCUUUCCAGGCUGGGUAGUGGGACAACUACGAAACCUAGACUCACUGGUUCUCAGAGAUAUGGCAAAUCUGGAAGAGUGGGACACUUCAUACGCCACCGGUUAGGAGAAGGUGUUAAAAGGAGUGAAAAUACUUGGUUGCCCCAUGCUAAGGAUGAAAAGGCCUCUGCCUAAAGCUAAAAAAUGGGAGAUAAUAUGCAGUGACAAUGUGUUAUUAUCGUGGAAUGAGUGCAUUGUGUCACAGAACAGUGCUUCCUCUUCUCCAGUAACUACUAGGCUGUCAGUUGGAGCCUGCAAGGGGCCUCACCAAUGGAGGUGGCUUCAACACUUUCCUGGACUCCUUUCUUUGGAUAUUGCCAAUUGUGGCGAUCUAACCUGCUCACCGUAUAUCAUCCAACUACUGUCCUCUUUGAAGGAACUAUGCCUAGAAGACGAAGACAUGGAAGAACUGCCAAUAUGGUUGGGCGAGCUACCAUCCCUAAAGUAUCUGAAUAUACAUGGUAGCAAUGGUGUAAAGGAGUUGAAUGAGAACAUGAAGCAACUCACAAAGCUUGAAUCACUGGAACUGUAUUUCUGCAAAAGCAUAUCUGCAGUGCCACAUUGGCUAGGCGAAUUGACCUCUCUCAAGAAACUUUGGAUACAUAACAAUGAAGGCUUGAGGUCUUUGCCGGCAAGCAUCCAACAACUCACCAGCCUCCAGGAAAUAGUACUUAUUCACUGCUAUGCAUUAGAGCAGGUGGUUGCUGAAACAGAGGAGGGAAAGAUGAAGCUGGCUGACAACCAACAAAGGGAAUCUGCACUGCCCACCUCUCUAAAGAGUCUUUAUCUGUAUGAAUGUGUUAGUAUCAAGUCUUUUCCCGAGGGAAUACAUAAACUCACUAACCUACAGGACCUAACAAUAAGGAGGUGCCCGGGACUAAAGGAAUGGUGUGAAUUAGAGGAGACCAAGACCUUUCUGGCUCGCAUAGGAAAGAAGCUGAUUGAGUUCUAGACAGUGCAUGCAUGCAUAUACUGCACAACCAGGUUGCGACCUGAAUCAACCUGCAAGAUUUUGUUCUGGGUAAUUUAAAUUGUUGGAGUUGAAGAAGGAGCUGAAAUUACAAGCCAUGGUGACGUGAAACUCGUUUGCAAGACCUGCAGCAUCUGACUUUGAAGCUGCAGGCCAUCGCCUGUACUAGUGUUCUUUGUGCUUAGUUUGGAGGUAUAUGUUCCCUGCUCCUUUCACCGCCUCUCUGUUUUUGUAUGUUUACCAAACAGGAGAUUGCAGUACUUGUAACGUCUGUGAUUUCCAUUUAUUCGGUCCUGGUGAGCGUGGGGGGUACACCCCUCGCUUGUGUUGAGCAUGCCUACCACUUGUAAU